ACCAAGUAAAAGGCUUCAAUCAAAACUUUGUACACAAGCCAUCCGGAGUGUUUUAUGUCCAAGAACCGCAUGUUGCAGCGGUAUCUGGAAGCUCUUCGUCCUUCAUGUUGAUAUGACCGCUGCUGCUCGUCUCGUCAGUGAUGGACCGGACAGCCCUUUUGCAGCGUUUUGACGGGCGGUCGCGGUUGUUGGCUCACGCUCUGUAUUCGGGAACAGAAGGAGCAAGAAAAGCACAAAUAGUUUUCAACAAACAGCGCAGAUGUGAUCCACAUUUCUCACUCGCUCCGUUUUUGGAGAGUUUGUGCCAACAGGAAGCAUGUCUUCUCGAAGACGAGCUCGUUUUGAAACCUUUGGCUUGUGUUUUCUCUGAUGUAUUUAAGCGGAAUCUGCUGUGCUUUCUGCACCUGAUUCACCCAGGAUAUCCUAAAGACAGUGUUCUCCAUCUGCUCCAGUGUCUGUCUAAGGAGGACGGAGAAAAACAAUGGGUUUCUGCCUUAAUCACACAGCUCAAAAGAGAUAUUGAGGGAGCUAGGAAAGGAACCCUUCUGUCCUCAAACUGUACAGAAACACUGAAGAGUCUCUGUGGAAGAUUUCGGGAUACUGAUGUAAAGGGAGGAUGGACAUCCUGUUUCGAGGUGCUGGAAGCAAAGGGUGAAGAAACCGACAUGUCAGUUUUAUCCCAGAAAAAAAGGAAAAGCGACAAAAUGGAUCUUGAUGAAGACACACAGGAAGAUCCUCAAAGUAAAAAGGUAAAGAUGGAUUUCUCUUCAAGUAAAGAUGAAGAGCGAAUGAUUGAAGAGGAGGAAGCUGAAAUCAGAAGAUCAGAGAUGGAUCAGAGCGCUGGCUCUGUGUCACAGGCUCGAUCUGAUCUGUUAGGCUUUUCAAAAAACCUGCCAGACCACAUGAAGGCUGCUCUUCCUGUCAUUAAAGAAUUAUUAGAUGCAGAGUCCGAGUGGGAUGACAGCUCUGUAUCAGCUCUGAAAGUACUCCAUGAAUGUGACCCCAAUGAGGUGGAGGUUUUGUGUUCAGUGCUGUGUUUGUCUGAAGUGUCUGAGCAGAGUUUACCUCAGUUUUGCAGCUGUCUGCUGAAACUGACCCCUGACCUCAGUCACAGCACCGCUUCAGCUCUUAUCACACACCUGCUGCUCAACAAGAUUCUGUCUCUUGCAGAACCGGCCUCUCGCUGUUUGGUGACGGCUGUAACGUCUCUCUGCUCUCGUUACCCCAGACCCACCUGCCAGGCUCUGAUAGAGCCACUGUUACAGAAAGGUCAACUUGGAAGCGCCCAGGCAGAUUUGCUCUGUAGACUGGUGAUAGACUGCCUUGAGCCUCAUCACAGACUUCUUGUGUUUCGGACAGCACUUGGAGCGUCUUGGGAUGAGGGUGUGUUAUCAGUCAUUCAUGCACUGCUGGAUUCAAAGCUUGAGUUGAGUCAAGAGGAUUUCUGUCUCUUUGCUGAGCAUCUUUGCAGCCAGUCUCCACAUUUCAGCAAAUCGAUGAAGUUUGCCAAGAUGCUGCUGAGCAUUUUGACCAAGUAUCAGUCCAAUGUGAAUCCUGCAUGCCACCACACACUUUCCAGUGUCUUGUCGUUUAAUGAAACCUUCCUUAAGAAAUCACUGCAGGCUGCAUUAAAACGGAUUUCCUUUUGAAUCAAAUGAUUUAGAUGGCACUUUCAUGCAGGAGUUCCGGGUGAUAUUGUUCAGCACGUAGAUUUUUCUCAAUGCAUAAAGAGUUCCACGCGCUGUUGUUGUAUUGAGAUGAAAAAAUAUACAAUUAGAUGUUAAUAAAUAUAAUAUUAUUUAUUAAAAAUGUUAUUUUCAGUGAAAUUGUCUGAAGUUUAAUUAUUUAAAUGCUUUGUGCUGGACACAUUUGACUGCUUAAAGAUGAAUUACUGUAAUUGAUAGGUUUAAUGUCAGAAUCAGAGCUUUAUUGCUAGGUAUGUUCACACAUACCAGGAAUUUGUUUUCGUGACAGAGCUUCUACAGUGCAACAGGAUUACAGAGACAGGACAAAAAACAGAUAAUAAAUAUAUUUAAAAAAAAAUAGAAGUAAGUAGUGAGUGCAAAUAUACAGAUUGACAAGUAUAUGUACAGGUAUAUUAUUAUAUUCAACGUUAUAUGUGCAGCUGCUAUGUGCAAAUUGGCAUGUAAAGUGUGUUGUUGAAUAAGUGUAUAUGUGUAUAAAAGUGUAUAGCAAGUAGUGAUGUUAGUUCCACAAAUAUUAUCAUCAAGUGUUCAUGAGAUGGAUUGCCUGAGGGAAGAAACUGUUUCUGUGUCGGGCUGUUCUGGUGCGCAGUGCUCUGUAGCGUCGACCAGAAGGUAACAGUUCAAAGAGGCAGUGUGCUGGGUGUGAGGUGUUGUUCAUGUUCAUGAGGUGUUGAUGUAUGUUCAUUAUCAGUCAAAAGUUUGGAAAUGUUUGUCAGAGUUGUUAAUGUUUUUGAAAGAUAUCUCCUGCUAACUAAGGCUGCGUUCAUUAAUAAAAACAGUUAUCUUGUGAUUUGUAAAAUAUUAUAGCAAUUUAAAAGAAUUGAUCAAAGUUACAUUUUCAACAUAAUUGCAUCAAUUAAAACAUUGAAAACUCAUUUCUGCCUCAAAAUUUUGCAGAAAAAUUGAUACAUUU
Danio aesculapii is the source of this 2619-nucleotide messenger RNA. It is a transcript of the gene fance, whose product is annotated as FA complementation group E. Gene Ontology annotation, cellular component: Fanconi anaemia nuclear complex. Gene Ontology annotation, biological process: interstrand cross-link repair. The transcript is spliced from 10 exons. The record is from RefSeq and is a predicted model, not a curated record. Lineage: Eukaryota; Metazoa; Chordata; Actinopteri; Cypriniformes; Danionidae. The coding region runs from base 141 to 1649 and encodes 502 amino acids.